GUGUUCUUUAAUGUGGCGGCGCCUCGCCAAGAUAGGAGGGGAAGAAAACACCCCCGGAGGCUCCGGCGGGGUGGUCUGCGCGGGGGCGCCUCCCCUCCCUUCUCUUCGGAGUGUUGCUCGCAAAUAAUUCUUGCAGUUCGAUUCUGCGGCUGUUUACUCGAGAGGGAGCCGCACUAGGCGACGUGCCUCGGAUUGUGUAGCCUUAGGCGGCAUCUUUAGCAGGAAAUAAAUCCCAUUGAAUCCGAAGUGGCUUAAUCUCCGCGAGCCGGGUUUGAACCGACCUUGUAAGGCCGCGUUGGUCGCCUUUUAAGAGUCUGGGGGACGCUGAAGAACCGGCCGCGGCAGGAGCCUGUUGAAAGGGCUGAACCACUGAAAUAGUGCUAUGAAUGGUGAAUCUAGAGCAGAGGUGGUAACCUCACCACCUCCAACAGCCCCUCAUAAAGAGAGGUAUUUUGACAGAGUUGAUGAAAAUAACCCAGAUUAUUUACGAGAGAGGAAUAUGGCACCUGACCUUCGCCAGGAUUUCAAUAUGAUGGAGCAGAAGAAAAGAGUCUCUAUGAUUCUUCAAAGCCCAGCAUUUUGUGAAGAGUUGGAGUCAAUGAUCCAGGAACAAUUUAAGAAAGGAAAGAACCCAACAGGCUUGUUGGCUUUACAACAGAUUGCAGACUUCAUGACAACAAAUGUACCAAAUGUUUACCCAGCAGCACCUCAGGGUGGAAUGGCUGCCUUAAACAUGAGUCUUGGCAUGGUGACACCUGUGAAUGAUAUCCGGGGAUCUGAGUCCAUUGCUUAUGACAAAGGAGAGAAAUUAUUGAGAUGUAAGCUGGCAGCUUUCUACAGAUUAGCUGACCUCUUUGGGUGGUCACAGCUUAUUUACAAUCACAUAACAGUCAGAGUAAAUUCAGAGCAGGAACACUUUCUUAUUGUGCCGUUUGGGCUUCUAUAUAGUGAGGUUACUGCAUCCAGUCUGGUUAAAAUCAAUAUUCAAGGUGAUGUAGUUGAUCGUGGAAGCACUAAUUUGGGAGUUAAUCAGGCUGGCUUCAUGUUGCAUUCUGCGAUCUAUGCAGCUCGACCUGACGUUAAGUGCAUUGUUCAUAUACACACUCCAGCAGGUGCAGCGGUGUCUGCAAUGAAAUGUGGCCUCUUGCCAAUCUCCCCUGAGGCACUAUCCCUUGGCGAAGUCGCUUAUCAUGAUUACCAUGGGAUUCUUGUGGAUGACGAGGAGAAAGUAUUGAUUCAGAAGAAUCUGGGGCCCAAAAGCAAGGUUCUUAUACUCAGAAAUCAUGGUUUGGUAUCAGUUGGAGAAAGCGUUGAAGAGGCAUUCUACUAUAUUCAUAAUUUGGUGAUUGCCUGUGAGAUACAAGUACGAACUCUGGCCAGUGCAGGGGGACCAGACAACUUGGUGCUGCUGGACCCUGGAAAAUAUAAAGCAAAGUCUCGUUGCCAUGAGUCUCCAUCAGGGGAGGGGACAACUCCUUAUCCAAAAUGGCAGAUUGGAGAGCAGGAAUUUGAAGCUCUUAUGCGAAUGCUUGAUAAUUUGGGCUACAGAACUGCCUAUCCUUAUCGAUGCCCUGCUCUGAGAGAGAGAUCUAAAAAAUACAGUGAUGUGGAGAUUCCUGCUAGUGUCACAGGGUAUUCUUUUGCUAGCGAUGGGGACUCGGGCACUUGUUCCCCUCUGCGGCAUAGUUUUCAGAAACAGCAGCGAGAGAAGACAAGGUGGCUGAAUUCUGGCCGAGGGGAUGAUGCUUCUGAAGAAGGGCAGAAUGGCGGCAGCCCCAAGUCGAAGACUAAGGUGUGGACGAACAUUACACACGAUCACGUGAAACCCUUGCUGCAGUCUCUCUCGUCCGGUGUCUGCGUGCCAAGCUGUAUUACCAACUGCUUGUGGACUAAAGAGGAUGGACAUAGAACUGCCACCUCUGCUGUCCCAAAUCUAUUUGUUCCAUUGAACACUAACCCAAAGGAGGUCCAAGAAAUGAGGAACAAGAUCCGAGAGCAAAAUCUGCAAGACAUUAAAACUGCUGGCCCACAGUCACAGGUUCUCUCUGGUGUUGUUGUAGACAGGAGCCUUGUACAGAAAGUAACUGUGUACAAGGAUGCUCCCCUCUCAGACUGUACGGAAACAAUUGAAGGGCUCGAUCCCACAGAGCAGGCCUUUAGUCCCGCUAAAUCUGUCUCUGUUAGAAAGGGAGAAUUGGUGACAGCAUCUAAAGCAAUAAUUGAGAAGGAGUACCAGCCACGAGUCAUAGUGAGCACAACAGGACCAAAUCCCUUCAACAAGCUCACGGAUAGAGAACUGGAAGAGUAUCGCAGAGAAGUCGAAAGGAAACAGAAACAGUCAGAAGAAGACUCAGAAGAUGCCAGACAGCAGAAAGAAAAGAGUUCCCCUGAUCACACUGCUGCUCAUACUCCACCCAGCACUCCAAUUAAACUAGAGGAAGAGAGGCAGCCUAACCAGACUUACAGAGAUGACAGUGAUGCUGCAACCUUUAAGCAAAGCCUCCCAGACCUCACCCCUGAUGAGCCUUCAGAAGCCCUCAGUUUCCCAGCCUUUGGAAAGGAAGAUGAUGGUAAAUGUGACAAAGACCUGACCCCAAGCCAGACUGAGUGCCGUCCUGAAAACCAAGAGCCCCAGCCCCAGCCUCAGCCUGGCGAAGAGGCAAUGACUCCACUGGCUGAAGAAGGCACAGCAGCCGAUGCAGGCAGUGAUGAGUCUCCUGGGAAGUCUCCGUCCAAGAAGAAGAAGAAGUUCCGUACGCCUUCCUUCUUGAAGAAAAACAAAAAGAAGAGUGACUCCUAAAGGCCUCUAAAAAUGCUGUCAUGUUUUAGAAUCCAAGUUUAUUAACCACUAGAACGUAUCAGUUCGAGUGUUUUUUUGUCUUGUAUGUAAAAAGCAGAACAAGCAACGCCCUCGAGUUAUAGCUUGAUUGCUUAAGAUUAUAAUGGAAAAUUAACAAGCAGAAGGUGCUAAUCCUGUAUGUGCAACAGCAGCUAACCAGGGUUAAUCCCUAGUAUGUAAACGAAACUCAAUGACUUCCAUGGAAGACACUGAUCCACUGUGUGUAACUUUUAAAGCCUGUUGCUUUAUAUAUGAAGACAAGCAUUUUUCACAAGGUCCUGCUUACAGGGUGUUGCUCUCUUCUCACCCUAAACUUUGUUCUUGUCCCAGAGCCUACUGUUGUUGCAAGUGGCUUAUUAAGUACUGACCGCUUGGAAAUGACUGCAUUUAUAUUUUUGAGAGGUUAUAUUCUUGAACUGAGCAUCUGCUUCUGCACUGUGUAAUUAGAAGUAAUGUUACACUGAGGCUUUAAAGAGAGCUGUUUUUCUUCCCUCUUAUUCUCUAUUGUAGCAUAGCUGAAAUUUAAACCUAAUUGUGUCAAAGAAUGACAAGAUGUGUUUCCUGCUUAUCCCCCACCUGUUUUCUAAUGGAGUUUACUGUAAUCUGUUCCACAAAAUAAUUCACUCUUUUACUAAUUUAUUUUCUAGCAGAAGGUUUUAGCCAACCUCCUGUGAAUAUUUGGAGGAUAAUUCUGAGCCCUGAGAAAGAAAACUCCCUAGUGGCAAUCACAAGCCUACUGCAUUUAUUGUCACCAAGGCAUGUGGCUUCCUCACUUAAACACCAUCAUAUGAAUUGCCCUGCUAAAUUUGUACAGCAGCUGCUGUUAUUACAGUAUCGGCAGUCAAUAGUUAUGGAAGCUGGCCCACUCUUUCCCCAGCAGCUUCAAGGCCACGUAGCUCACUUCUGAGAGCCCCCAGAAGGUUUGUUGUACUCUGGCAGCUAUUCGCUUCUACUUCUCUGGAUUCAUAAGAUGAUGACGAUACAGAGACUACACACUGAGAUGUUACUGUUUAAAGAAACAAGUUUUAUUCUAAUAAUUUGGAUUCCUGCAAAACGUAAAGUUGGUUUAUUUCUGGUUGUAACAAACAUGCACACAUCACUUGAGGUCAGGAGAGCUAGGAUAGUGGGCUUUAUGAAUUAGAACUUAGAAAUGGCUGAUGCACCACUUCAGGAUGGUGAGUUUUUGUUUUGGGUUUAAAAAAAAAUAAAGCUUGGUAAAAUUGAACGCCUUACAAUUUGUGCUUUAAAAAAGCACAAAGUAGUAGAAUGAAUUCAGUGACUGGGUGCAGCAUCUUUCUAAACCUGGCCACUCUUAGGCUCUAAAUAGAUGCCUUGGAGCAGUUUAAAAUGGUAAAUAAACUUUGUCUCUGUAACAAGUGCUGAAGGGUUACAGGGAGAUGAGAGUUGAUAGCAGUAUAGCACCAUAACAGGAUAAUGGACAAGCAGCAAGCACUGCGAGAGAGAGAGAAGCCUGAACAGUGAUGUUUUGUAUGGACUGCAUGGCACUAUGGCUUUAAGCUUGUUUCCUAACUUUGUAUGUCCUGUGAACACUAAGAUGCAUACAGUACGUACUUUGUUCAAUCGUGUCUCAUUACCAGGGUUGAAAUUGCAUUACAAAAGCCAUUGCUUCAUGUUUAUGUUAUAAAAUGUAGGGGACUUAUCUUUUGACCACAUAUGCAAUGAUUUCGAAGUUCUAAUUUUGUAGUUCUCAAUUCUUUGUAUUACAAUAUGAAAUCUAGUUGUGUAAGGUGUGCUAACACACUGCAAUGGGCAGGGUAGGGUGGGAAAAACCCUGUAUUUUUUUCCUCCUUUUGAUGUCUCAUUCAGUUCUACUCACAAUAAAAUUCUUUAAA
This is a messenger RNA of Hemicordylus capensis (graceful crag lizard), 4692 nucleotides long. It is a transcript of the gene ADD1, whose product is annotated as adducin 1. Gene Ontology annotation, cellular component: focal adhesion; cytoskeleton; plasma membrane. Bases 383 to 2800 code for a protein of 805 amino acids. The transcript has 17 exons. Gene Ontology annotation, biological process: positive regulation of establishment of endothelial barrier; barbed-end actin filament capping; positive regulation of adherens junction organization. Gene Ontology annotation, molecular function: actin filament binding. Lineage: Eukaryota; Metazoa; Chordata; Lepidosauria; Squamata; Cordylidae. The record is from RefSeq and is a predicted model, not a curated record.